Messenger RNA from Emiliania huxleyi CCMP1516, 1070 nucleotides. RefSeq lists its product as hypothetical. Gene Ontology annotation, molecular function: tRNA-specific adenosine-34 deaminase activity. The transcript is spliced from 8 exons. Gene Ontology annotation, biological process: tRNA wobble adenosine to inosine editing. The record is from RefSeq and is a predicted model, not a curated record. The coding region runs from base 276 to 1058 and encodes 260 amino acids. Gene Ontology annotation, cellular component: cytoplasm; nucleus. NCBI's taxonomy places the organism in Eukaryota, Haptophyta, Isochrysidales, Noelaerhabdaceae.
GCCGCUCCGACGCCCGCCUCGUCCUGCUCUGGGCCGGCGGGCCGGAGCAGCGCGCCGCGCUAGCGGGAGGGCUGCCUGCCGCGGUCGCGGCGGCGUUGGACAGCCUGCCGCAGCCUCCGGCGAGCCACUUCGUGCCUCGGCACCCGCCGGCGACGCGCGCCCAGUUCGAGGCGUGGGGGCGGGUGUGGCCGCUCGUCUUCCACCCCUCCGCCGCCGUCCGCGCGCUCGCCACGUGGCUGCCGGACCCGCCUCCCGCGCCUGCAGAGGUCGCGUGGAUGGAGUCGAUGAUGCGGCUUGCGAUCGCAAUGGCGGCGCGCUCCGCAAGCAGCGGUGGCCGCCCCGUCGGCGUCGCGAUCGCGAAACCAAUGGGCGAGCCGCUCGCCGCGUGCCCAGACGGAGUCACCGGCGGAGCUGCGUCGCGCGCCGCCACAGGGAACGGCGCUGCUGCAGCCGCCAGUGCAGCCGGCUCUGGCUGCGGCGCUGCUGGCACUGGCGGUGCAGCGUGUUGGCGCGUCACCGGCCUUGGCGGUGGGCAUAGCCCUUGCGGCGGCCCUUGUCUUGGCAGAGGAGGCGAGGCGGCGUGUUUGCGCGAUGGCAGGCUGGGAGAGGAGGCGAGGCUUGGGGAGGCGGGAAGGGCGGAGGAGGAGGCGAAGCCCCACCCGCUGCGGCACGCGAUCAUGGUUGGCGUGGCGACCGUCGCGCGAGCGCAGGUGGAGCGGCGGCGCUGCGCGGCGGGCGGCAAGCGUGGCGCCGGCGAGGCCGAGUCGGGCCCGGGGCGCUGUUUGGACGGUCCGGAUCAGUACUUGUGCAACGGUUGCGACGUCUUCGUCACAGUGGAGCCGUGCCCGAUGUGCGCCAUGGCGCUCGUGCACUCGCGUAUCCGGCGGCUCGUGUACGCGCUGCCCGCCCCCGGCGGCGCGUGCGGCUCCGCGUACCGCGUCCACACCAUCCCGUCCAUCAACCACCACUACCAGGUCGUGCGCGGCUUGCUGCGCGACGAGGCGGCGGAGGCGCUCGGGCUGACCGGCCCGGCGGCCUCCGACCUCAAGCCGGGAUGAGGCGGGCGUGUG